Molecule: messenger RNA, 1673 nt
Organism: Anopheles moucheti
Lineage: Eukaryota; Metazoa; Arthropoda; Insecta; Diptera; Culicidae
Gene: Phb2
Product: prohibitin-2
Exons: 5
Coding region: 51-947 (298 amino acids)
Biological process (GO): mitochondrion organization
Cellular component (GO): mitochondrion; membrane
Source: RefSeq, a predicted model, not a curated record
ACAAAAAAUCAAAAGAAAUUUCCAGCGCAAAGAACAAAUAUCAACACAAGAUGGCACAGAGCAAACUGAAUGAUUUGGCUGGAAAAUUCGGCAAAGGAGGUCCUCCCGGAUUGACGACGGGUCUGAAGGUUUUGGCCGCUUUUGGAGCGGUUGCGUAUGGCGUUAAAAACUCCAUGUACACCGUCGAAGGUGGUCAUCGUGCGAUUAUAUUCAACCGUAUCGGCGGUGUGGGUGAUGAUGUUUUUGCCGAAGGUUUACACUUCCGCGUGCCCUGGUUCCAGUAUCCCAUCAUUUACGACAUCCGAUCUCGGCCACGCAAAAUUUCAUCCCCAACCGGUUCGAAGGAUCUGCAGAUGGUGAAUAUUUCGCUCCGUGUCCUGUCCCGUCCCGAUGCACGCAAACUGCCGGUCAUGUACCGUCAGCUGGGCCAAGAUUACGACGAAAAAGUGUUACCUUCGAUUUGUAACGAAGUGUUGAAGAGUGUGGUGGCCAAAUUUAACGCUUCCCAGCUGAUCACCCAGCGUCAGCAGGUAUCGCUACUGAUUCGCCGUGAACUCGUAGAGCGUGCGGCCGAUUUUAACAUCAUUCUUGACGAUGUGUCGCUGACGGAGCUGAGCUUCGGCAGAGAAUAUACGGCGGCAGUUGAAAGCAAACAGGUUGCCCAGCAGGAAGCACAGCAGGCUGCAUUUUUGGUGGAACGUGCAAAACAGGAACGACAGCAAAAGAUUGUACAGGCUGAGGGUGAGGCAGAAGCGGCCAAAAUGUUGGGUCUUGCCGUAGCUGAAAAUCCUGGUUAUCUUAAGCUUCGAAAGAUUCGUGCAGCACAGAACAUUGCCAGAACGAUCGCAAACUCACAGAACCGUGUCUACCUCUCUGCCAACAGUCUGAUGCUGAACAUUCAGGAUGAUACGUUCGAUGAUAUGUCGAAGAAAGUUUCAAGAAAAUAAAUACGCACACCAUAGGUGCAUUUAAAAACCUAUUGCCUAAAACUGAUAAUACCAUAGCCCGCGAAAAACAAAGAACGAUAAUCGAACCUAGUUACUCUUAAACUGCCGGAAAAAGCUAUGAGCAAAAGAAAAAACACACCACAACGCGAGAAACCACCAUAACGUGAAACGGCCAUCCUUCCUCCUUCUCCGGCAACGGUGGUGUGUCCUGUGUGCGAUACAGAAACAUGGAUGAAUGGUCAGGAAAUAUGCUAGAUGGAUUAUAUGCAGCGAUUUCGUGUUCCUUUAUCUCAGUUUUUGUUUGCCCGCAAAUCCCAUUACAGGCGGAGAUUGACAAAUGAAUCUUCGAUUUAUUAAUGUUUGUUAAUUUCCGCGGCAAAAUAUUUGGGCGAUAUGUGGAUUGUGUAGAGUACGAAGGGCCAACGAUGUUCAAUUUACGCUAGUGAUCGUCGGAGAAGAGCGUCAGGAUAGGAAGAACAGUUUCGCGUGUUCGUCCGGUGCGUGAAACAUUCGGUUUAAUAAGUGGUGUGGUAGUAUCAAACCUGGAAAGAAUAGGCCGCCGGCACGAUCUGGAUCAAGUUUUGUUUGUGUUCGAGCGCAGGUUGCAUUUUUGUUUAGUUUAGUCGUUAAGAAGGUGCAUUUUGUGAGCGAAUAAAAGUAGAAGGAAUUGGCUCAAUUCCUGUUUCCCUGGGACACCGAUUUCGUGGUGUGGUAGUAGUAAACGAA